AUGUCUUACGCUGACUCAUGGCUCAAGUUUGAAGAGUCUCUGGGCGGCACUCGCCCCGUUCUUAGGGGCUCUGCGGAAGAGAUGAGGAGUCAGUACGACGGACUCAACUCGCUCCUUGCAUCUCAAUCUCCUCCUUCUCCAGAAAAUAAGUUGAAGAUCAGUGAUGGGGAAGUAGCUGGGGUUGUAUAUCGGACCUACACACCUUUUGGCUCUGAAACCAAGAAAUUGCCCAUCGGUGUCUUCUAUCACGCUGGCGGUUUUGUUGUAGGAGAUCUUGAUGCGGAGGAUAGCUUUUGUCGAAACAUAGCACUCAAAGCCAAUGUGGUUAUUCUGAGUGUUGGAUACAGAUUAUCUCCUGAACACAAGGCUCCGACACAUUUAGAGGACGCAGUAACUCUUUACGAGUGGGCUUACAACAAUGCCGAGAUCAUUGGCGGCGAUUAUUCCAAUAUGUUGACCAUAGGCACCUCAGCUGGCGGUGGGCUUUCGCUUGCAGUUGCUCGAAAGGUGAUCCUCGGUCAAACCACCGUUCCUCCUGACACUAUUAAGGGAGUUGUUGCACUAUGCCCAGUGGCUUUCCACCCACGAAACAUCCCGACAAAGUUUCAGGCGCAACACUCGUCCUAUAAGGAAAACAAAGACAACGUACCCAUAGUGGAUGAGGAAUCUUUGUUGCAGAUGUUCGACAACACAGGCAUCAAGCCUGACGACGAGAGCUACUUUCCACUGCUGGAUGAUAGCUGUUUGAAAGUGUUCCCUCGGACAUACAUCGUAACCUGUGGCAUGGAUCCACUGCGGGAUGAUGGAACGGUCCUUCAUGAAAGUCUCUCCUCUGCAGGGGUGGCUACCAAGAUUAACCACUAUGGUAAUAUGCCUCACUGUUUCUGGAUAGUUCCAACCCUACCCGAAACUGAGGUGUUCUUGAAUGAGUUAAUAAGCGGAGUUAACUGGACCAUCAAAGCUGGUAAUUAG
Molecule: messenger RNA, 972 nt
Organism: Fusarium redolens
Lineage: Eukaryota; Fungi; Ascomycota; Sordariomycetes; Hypocreales; Nectriaceae
Product: Alpha/Beta hydrolase protein
Exons: 3
Coding region: 1-972 (323 amino acids)
Molecular function (GO): hydrolase activity
Source: RefSeq, a predicted model, not a curated record